This is a messenger RNA of Caenorhabditis bovis, 1122 nucleotides long. NCBI's taxonomy places the organism in Eukaryota, Metazoa, Nematoda, Chromadorea, Rhabditida, Rhabditidae. The record is from the annotation of a GenBank genome assembly.
AUGAGCGACGUCGACAUCAACACAACAUUUUUUGAAACAGCCAUCGCCGAGUAUGGUCGAAUUCUUCAUCCACCGCUCGUGCUCAUUCUCUGCAUUUCUGGAGCCAUGGGCCAUCUGCUCACAAUCACGACAUUAUCAGCAAUGCUGAACCCAACCAAUUUAUUUCUCAUUUCGAUGUCAUGUUCUCAACUCGCUUUGUGUAUCAACUUCUUGUACUCAACCUUCUUCAAAUGGAUGUCUGAUCAACUAUGUCAGCCAUUUUUCUUCUCUUAUUACAUGGCGACAACCAUGCAUUUUUCCGUCACAAUUUCGGUGCUCGUCCACAUGUCAGCCGUAUUUCACGUCGUCGGACUCUCGCUGAUCCGAUAUUUCUCGUUGGCGCAACUCUCAAGCGUCAAUUCAAACGUGCCGUGGUUCACGUGGCGGAAGUCGAAAAUUGCAAUUGGCGCCAUCUACAUGAUUGUCGUCGUGCUUUGCAUUCCGUUGCACUUCACGUCACGUGUCGCGAUGAACUCCGAAAAUGAGGGAUGUGCCGAAAGAUUUCCGAGUCUUCGUAAUUGGACGGCCUAUCAAUUGGCGUACACAGAUUUCGUUUGGCUCAGAAAUGUCAACUUCUGGCUUUUCUAUUUGUCAUCAAAAAUUGUGCCAUCGAUAAUUCUAUGCCUUAUGACAUUUUUCAUUUUGGAUCAACUCAAGAAGAUCCAAAUACUUAGUGCGCGAUUUUCGAAUGUUGAACGCGACAAGCAACACCAGCGAACAACUAAUAUGAUUCUAGCAAUUAUGGUUCUUUUUAUUUUCGUUGAGCUUCCACAAGGUGUUCUUGCGGUUCUCGCAACGAUUUCCGAUAUUACUGUAAUCUAUGAUCUCGGCGAUAUCACAGAAGUGUUCACGCUGCUCACUUCAAUCAUAAUCUUUAUAUUACUGUGCUCAAUGAAUGGCAGGAUUCGCUCAGCAUUUCGCGACGUUGCCUGUAUUCGAGCAGCAAUUUCUCUAUUCUAUCGAUUUUUCCCGCCUUCAAGCAGCGUUCGCGCUUCUUCCGUUCGAGAUCCUCUUCUGGAUCACAACACGAUAAUCAUCACCAAUUGUCAUAUUGACAAAUCAGAAAAUUAUGCGGUGCUUUAA